CGGGGUGGGGCCGGGCUGCGAGGUGCCGCCGCAGCCAGCCGGUCGGGAACGCGCGGGGAGCCGGGUGAUUGAGACCCCGGGUGAGAGCCGCUUACCUGCAGUCGUCGCCCACAGCUGGGCCGCCACCAUGGCGCUUCUGCUGCGUUUCGUGCUCCUGUGCGGAGUCGCGGAUUUCGCCAGAAGUUUGAGUAUCACUACUCCUGAACAGAUGAUUGAAAAGGCCAAAGGGGAAACUGCCUAUUUGCCGUGCAAAUUUACCCUCGGUCCAGAAGACCAGGGACCUCUGGACAUCGAGUGGCUGCUAUCACCAGCUGAUAAUCAGAAGGUGGAUCAAGUGAUUAUUUUAUAUUCUGGAGACAAAAUUUAUGACGACUACUAUCAAGAUCUCAAGGGACGGGUACAUUUUACAAGUACUGAUCUCAAAUCUGGUGAUGCAUCAAUAAAUGUAACAAAUUUACAGUUGUCAGAUAUUGGCACAUACCAGUGCAAAGUGAAAAAAGCUCCCGGUGUUGGAAAUAAGAAGAUUCAGCUGACAGUUCUUGUUAAGCCUUCAGGUACAAGAUGUUACAUUGAUGGAUCAGAAGAAAUUGGAAGUGACUUUAAACUAAAAUGUGAACCAAGAGAAGGUUCACUCCCAUUACGAUAUGAAUGGCAAAAAUUGUCCAACUCACAGAAACUGCCCACCUCAUGGUUACCAGAAAUGACUUCACCUGUUAUAUCUGUAAAAAAUGCCACUACCGAAUACUCUGGGACAUACAGUUGUACGGUCAAAAACAGAGUGGGCUCUGAUCAAUGCCUGCUACGCCUGGAUGUUGUUCCUCCGUCAAAUAGAGCUGCGACAAUUGCAGGAGCUGUUAUAGGGAUUUUGCUUGCACUAGUGCUCAUUGGUCUUAUCGUCUUUUGCUGUCAUAAAAAGCGCAGAGAAGAAAAAUACGAAAAGGAAGUUCAUCAUGAUAUCAGGGAAGACGUGCCUCCUCCAAAGAGCCGUACGUCCACUGCCAGAAGCUACCUCGGCAGCAAUCACUCAUCCCUGGGAUCCAUGUCUCCUUCCAACAUGGAAGGGUAUUCCAAGGCUCAGUAUAACCAAGUGCCAAGCGAAGACUUUGAGCGCGACCCUCAGAGUCCGACUCUCCCAACUGCUAAGGUAGCUGCCCCUAAUCUCAGUAGGAUGGGAGCGGUGCCCGUGAUGAUUCCAGCACAGAGCAAGGACGGGUCCAUAGUGUAGAGCCUCUGUACCCUUCAUCUGUGCUCUCCUCUUGAGAUGUGAACACCUGUUUUAAUUUUUGCUACCAGCCUCAAAAAAAAAAAAAAAAAAUAUAUAUAUAUAUAUAUAUAUAUAUAAAGUUAACCAAAAACUGUAGGAUAAUACUUCAAAAAGUUUUGUUUGGUUAUAUUGAAAUAGUAAAGGCAUUAAAGUUCUAAGGACAAAUUCACCAUCGAAAUAAUAUUUCCUUUAAGAGCUUGACUUUAUAGGUUUCUGACUAUCAAUACUUAAGUCAGCUGUGGCACUUUGAAUAUGAGAUCAUAGGCGAAGAAAUAAAUUGGUGAACUUACAUGCAUACCAAGUUGAUACUUGAAUCAUCUGAAAGUGGUACUUUAUAAUUUCUGUUAUUUUUAUAUUGUUUUUUUCAAUUAAUUUAUGACCCAGUAGUGUCCCCCCACCACCCCCUGCCAAAAUUGGUAAAGGAAGAUUCAUGGCAAAAAUACUUAACGUAGAUUUAUGUUUGUUCUUGUUUUUGCUUCUUUGAAAACUCUGAAUGUGUUUGAAGAGUCUCUAAUAACUAGAAAACACUACUAGAAGUCACUAGUUCUGAGUAAUUCGUAAGCCUUGUAUAUGAAAUGACUUAAGUAUUUAAUUGCUAGAUUGCUGUGGGCAGCAGGGACAUAGUAAGCUCUUUGGUAUGCUAAAAUUAAGGAGCAUUUAUCUGAUUCAUUUAGAAAAUUUGUUGUCAGCUACAUAUAGCGAUGAUACUAGUGGCGGAGUUGUGAGGAUGAAUUUUGUUGAUUGAUGUUCCAGUGCCCUGAGGCCUGUGGUGGUCUUCAGAACAGUGAUCUGCUAUCAAGGAAGUGUAGUAUUUUGCAAUUCCCAAGAAAAUGCUGGUCCUCCACUUUAGGUGAUAGUUUUCUAAGAAGAAAAAAUUAUAACUCAUUUAUUAUUUGACAAUUACAGAUUGUAAUUCCAUAAUUAUUGGUUCUAAAUUUAAAUUCUUUUCUCCUGGUUCAGUGUUUUGUUUUUGUGAUGGUGUUGUACAUUAUAUGUUCUAGAAAUGUAAUCUUAAAUUACCCUCUUGAAUGCAGUUCCUGGAGGAUAUUUUCUUCGUAGACUUAGAAUGAUGAAAUACACUUUAAACUAGUAAGUGUCCUCUAUCAAUUCUGUGUUUCAGACUUGGGAGGAUGUACAGUUGCUAUUGUAUGGCCAGCAUGUCUUGUGUAGUUGCAGAAAAUCAAGCUGAGCUUUGAAAAGUUUGUCUUAGUUUUGUGGAAGUGACUUAAUCUUUAAAAAAAAAAAAAAAAAGAAAAGAAAAAAAGAAGAGAGAAAUGAAAGGAAAAGGAAUACUCCUACCUGCCAAAUGUGUUAAGUACUGUUUUAGUAGAUGAAAGUGAAUUUAGUGUACUUUCCUUAAGAUUGUGAGGGAGUGUGGAUUGAGUAGAAUGAACCACCAGUUUCUUUAUAGUAAUACGGUCUGCGGUAAAUUAUUUCACUAGCUCUGAAACCUUUUCCCUAGAUUUUAGUAGGGAGUUGGUUUCUGUUCAUCUCUUUGGGUGCUGUGGUGGUAAAUGCUACAUUAUAAAUUAAUGUUGGCAUGAAUUUAUGAUUAGGCAGAGUAUUGUAUACACUUUUUAAUGGUAAAUUGAAGCUGAAUGUGUAAUGGAUUCGUGUAUAGUUUUACAUAUUUGGAAGCAUUUUAAAAAUAGGUUUUUAACAUUACAUAAUAUUGCUUUUACUCUGGUGUUAACGUUUUCAUCUGUGCCUUUUGGGUAAUUUAGUUUUUAUUAUGAAUUUCUGGUGCCUAUGAGCUAGCUAUCGCCUGAAAGGUGCUUAGAGGUGAAGGUACUGUUCCUAAAAAUGCACCACUGUGAUACCUUUCUAUCCUCAUACUUUCAGUCUUGCCUCUUUUCUGAUCUUUUUGGAUGCAAGUUAACUGAUUGUGUUACUCAUAAAGUUUUUAAAAUUUCAACAUCCCCUACACUCUUGACUGUGUUUCUGAUUUUAUAAUAAUAACUAUUUUUGAAUACCAGGCCUCUGGUCUGUUUCAUAUGAAUAAAAUUUAUAAGAUAUUAUAAAAAUAAAUAGCAGAGCACAGACAUUACUAAUAAAAAUUUUGGUCCUCUCUAGUCCCAGUUUUCAUAUAAUGAAAAUUAUGCUAUCGAUCUAAGUAGAAAUUACUACAAAAGGUGGACAUAUGUAAGGCUUUCCUUCCCUUAGACUUCAUAGUUAGUCUAGGAUUUGGUUAUAAGUAAAUCAGAAUCUCUUCCAGAAAUGCUUCCUUCCAGUUCAGGGCCAUUACCACCUACAGCCUGAGAAAGGAGCUUGGAAAAAAAACUACUUUUGUAACCUGAAGAGACCUACUGGAUGUGGUUGAGUUUAGAGGACAGAACUCAGUUUUAGGUUUCUGUCUCCAGCUACUCAUUGUAAAUUUCAGUGAAUCCAAAAGUCAAAUAGUACUGAUAACUUCCUAAAUAAUUCUCAGUGGUAGUUUCUGGUGAACUAGAGAUCAAGUAUUUGUUCUAGAAUUACUAUUGGUAAUCAUCAAGCAAGUCAACAAAAAAAUGUUAUUCAAGCAUUUCCACUAGAAGCCAAACAUCAGUCAAGGACGGCACUGAACCUUCAAAGCAAAACUCUUCCAUUCUACUUUAUACCUAAGAGACUUGACACCAUCUUUCUGAGUUAUGCAGGAUAACUUCAAAAGAAAUAUCAUAGAGGAUGUAAUUCUGUGCUUUGAAUAUGUAGAUUACAGGUUUCUUUCUCUUAUGGCAGCCUUACUAAUAUUUCCCUGUUAGAAGGCCAAAAACAAAAACCUUAUUGAUAAACAGGCCAAAUAACUUUCUUUAAAUUUGGGCUAUCUGCCGGGAAGUUGUUACAAUGGAAACACAGACUGUGUCUUAGGGGGAGGUUAAUUCAAGAAACACAAUUAGAUUAUUGGUAUGAAUUAGUACCUGGUUUUUAUUAAAAAGGUAAUUUUUAGGAUUGAGUUCUGGAAAUUUGGAGCAAGUGAAGGGGCAAAUAAACAUUUUGAUUAAAUAUGAAAAGAACUCAUUGCAUGAAGUUGGAUGUCAAAUUCUGUAAUGUAUGGCUUCUUAACUAUUCUCUGUCUUUCUGUGUGCGUGCAGCAUGUAAAUCUGAAGUUAUAUGAAUGUUUAAAGUUUUUUUUCUAAUCUUGUUUCAUCUCCACAGUGUUUAGGGCUUUCAGAUGCCUUAUUCCAGUGUGAACAGAAAAAGUCCUUAUUUUUUGUGGUUACUGCUUUGAUGUGUCAUGUAAGGAGUGGUUUGUAGAAAAUGUUGGCAUAAUUUUAACUUUUUAGUGGCUUGUGACAUUAUAUAUUAUACAUAUGUAUAUAUAUCUUUAUAAUAUUCCUGUGUUUAGUAGUAUAAAUGUUCUGGGCAAGUUUUAAUAUUUCAAAUGCCUUUGAGUAUUCUUGCAAUAAAGGCAACGUGUUCUGUAGUUAGGUUUUUUUUUACUCAUUUGACACUAAAAUGGUCUAUAACUGAGCACAAAUUCUACCUAAUAGAAGCAGGAAAGAAUAAUAAAUAAAUUGGUGAAUUGUGGUUCUGUUUAUCUUAUGGAUGGUAACACCAGCAAAUAUUUGCUGCAUCUGGCUUCUCACUGUUCAUUAAAAUCCAGUUUUACAAAAUACCCUAUUUUGUAAUUUCAGAGUGUGGUGUGAAUAUCAGUUGGAUUUGGUUUUGACCCUGAACACUAAAAGCUCCAAAGAACUCUGUUUUCUACUAACUUAAUGACACAAGUGUUAAGAGAACCGCAAUUCACUGAUUCACUGGUUUUCAUCCCUAACUGUGAAUUUCUGUGACAAAUACACUUAUACUACUGAGAAGUAACAUUUUGACACUUCACAUAUGCAAGUAGAGAAUUGAUAGUGUCAGUUUCAAAAAUGAUUUUUUGUAUUUCAAGUUUCUGGCUUAAAUAUCCAAUGGUGCAGAUUUUGAAAUUUGUAAGAACAAAAUUUGGUUUUAAAAAAAGCCAAAAACUUGCUCUGGUUUUGUGACCUUGUGUAGCUUUAAAAAAAAAUAAAAUCAAGAAAGCAGUUUUCUGCCUCAUGGUGUGGCUUCAUUGUGCCUUUUAUUAAAAAAUGUCUCCUUUAUAAAGCUUCAUUAUACUGUUCCUCCCUGCUUUUCUGAGCCAGGGUU
Physeter macrocephalus (sperm whale) is the source of this 5365-nucleotide messenger RNA. RefSeq names its product CXADR Ig-like cell adhesion molecule (gene CXADR). The coding region runs from base 128 to 1225 and encodes 365 amino acids. Gene Ontology annotation, molecular function: cell adhesion molecule binding. NCBI's taxonomy places the organism in Eukaryota, Metazoa, Chordata, Mammalia, Artiodactyla, Physeteridae. The transcript is spliced from 7 exons. The record is from RefSeq and is a predicted model, not a curated record. Gene Ontology annotation, cellular component: intercalated disc; basolateral plasma membrane; bicellular tight junction. Gene Ontology annotation, biological process: homotypic cell-cell adhesion.